AACCAAUGACAUGAUAUACCUACUCGUUAGCAAAUACAGUAAUAACUGAAUGUACUGUUAAAACAAUGACAAUUUACUAAUGUGUACAGCACCAUACCGCACAAGUGCACUCUUGACUAGGUUGAUCACAACGCGCGACAGGCAAGAACCAGCUAGCUUGUCAGUGCAAGGCCUGGAAAAUGGCUGCAGGAUCUGGCGCGUCAAGCGGUCACGGUCCGCCUGCGGCCCUUGAGUCAACUUUGGACCGACGGUUUCAAGGAGUGUCGAACACAAUGGAAUCAAUUCAAGGACUAUCAAAUUGGUGUAUCGAGAACAAGAAAUACCACAGUCUUAUCGUGCGUUACUGGAUGAAAUGGUUGAGGAAAUCUGAGGCUUCUCACCGUCUCAAUUUGUUCUACCUCGCCAACGAUGUCAUUCAGAACUGUAAGAGGAAAAAUGCCAUUGUCUACCGUACUGCCUUCGCCGACGUGCUCCCUGAGGCCUUCCAGCUGGUCAAUAAUGUGGGAGACUCUAAGGUGAUGAAGUCAGUGGACAGGAUAUUAUCCAUCUGGGAGGAGAGGAGUGUGUACAAAGAGGAGCUCAUAGCUGAGCUGAGGGCCAGUCUGGUCAAAGAGGAGUCACCUACUGCUUUAGAAACACCUAAAGCUCCAGUCAACCCUAAAGCUGCUCUUCAAUCUAAGAUUGUAGCUGAAUUUGUUCCCCAGGCAUUCAUCGAUCAUCUCUCUAAGUACCACAGCUCUGUGGAGGAAGUGGCGCUAAAGGAGAAACAGCUGGCAGCCAUGAGGGUGGACGUCUGCAGCACCAAGGACCUCAAGAGACUGAAAGAUAAGGCAGGGGGAAAGAGGCACUCCAAGGACUUUGAGGAUGGCAGUGCGAAGCUAAAGGAGUUUGUGGCCUUCCUUGACCGGCAGAUCAAAGGAGGGUCCCCUCUGUUGAAUGCUCUUGGCAACGCAGACAUUUUCUACGAGAUGCAGUAUAAGGAGGUCAAGAUAGUCGCCAAUGCCUACAAGACGUUUGCCAACCGGGUGUCCCACCUCAAGCGUAAGCUGGACAGCCUCAAGUCCACCUUACCAGACCUGGAUGAGUCGCCCCUCCCCUCGCCCUCGAUGGACGCCCCGUCCCCCAAUGGCUCAGAGUCCCCCUUCCGUGGCCUGGCCGACCCAGAAUCUGACUUGGAUGGCCUGGCCAUGGAUGAUGAGGCGGAAAUCACUCUGGGGGAAGCACCCAGCCCCCUGUCCUCCCCCGGUGGCUCCCCAAAGCAGGGCUUCACUGUCGGGGAGUCAGACAACCGCGAUGUGGAGGACAUGGAGCUCUCGGAUGAGGAGGAGGCAGAGAGCGUCGGUAUCAUAGUUGAGGAGCGAGUUGAAAGUCCCGUCCCAUCUCCAGACCCCAUUCCUGUGCCUGUUGUCACACAGCUGCCGCUGGCCACAGAGGCAAAGCCUGUCCCACAGGCCACACCUUUCCCAGCUCUCAUGAUCCCAGUGACCCCUAUAACCAACCUAUCAGGCAACCUCGCCAAUGUAGACCUGGGUAAAAUUAGCUCUAUCCUCAGCAGCAUCACCUCUGUCAUGAAGAAACCAGGAGUGAGUCCAGGUGCUUCUUUGGUCUGCCCCUCCUCUCCAGCCAAGACCACCCCUCCUGCCCCAGUAGCCCCCCAGGUAGCCAGCCCUCUGGCCAGCGUCUUAUCCAAAGUGGACAUGACUCCCGAGGCGCUCCUCAGUGCACUGUCCAAAACCCAGGAGCAGGCCAGCGGGCGACAUGGCCUCUCCACUCUUCUGAACAGCCCAGCGGGAAACCUCUCCUCAUACUCCCCCAGUACAGGCAAGCUCCCUCCCUCCGCCUCCACCCCUACAGUACCCUCUCGAGGCCUUCCUCUCACCUCCUCUACGCUCGAACCAACCCCAUCAGCCCCUACAGUGGGGAAUACCACCACCGUCCUUCAGGCAGCGUCCCUUACCCAGCCCACACAGCCUCUAGACAUCGGCCCUCACAGAGGGCUGGUCCUUGAGCAAGAGAAGGAAGAAAAGCCCUCUGCUUCCAGCCUGGAGUCCAAGAUCCACAGCUUCCUGCAGGGUAACCCUGGCUUUAAUGCCUUUAACCUGGGCUUGACUAGCGAGACCAUGCAAGCGGGAGGCAGCGACAUCAGCCCCUUAGCGGGUACAGCGACCCUAGAGGGCACCCCGGUGAGGGACGAGGCCGGAGGAGGCACCCCCACCCUGGAUGAGUUCUUGGACACACCAGGAGGAGCAGAGCCCUUCCUGGCCAAGCAAGGUCAGGUCUCUUCUGGGGGAGUUCCUAAACAACCAGAUGGCAGCCUGUCUCAGUCUCCAACUGCCUACCACAACCAAGCCUGGCAUGAUCCCAACAACCCUCAUGUCCACUUAGGACCACAACCAGGUGCUCCGAAUGGACAGGGGUACCACCAGUUGCCUUAUGGAGGGAAUGAAGAGAUGCAUGGAAUAGGUCCUUCCCUCAGAGAGUCUGGGUUGGCCCAUUACCAGCCCAUCACGACACAGGUGUCAGCCCCAACCCUCAGGGAGGGGUUACCCAGUAACACACCAGGAGGGCCUCCGGCAGGGCCAAGCCCCAGUGUGAGUGAAGGAGGAUGGUAUGGUAAUCCUUACCCAGAGGGACGGGCCCUGCAUCCUAACAACCACAACAUGGCUGCAUCAGGGGCAGGAGAUGGCAAAACCCCCAUGUCAGGACGGUAUGCAUACCAGGGGGAGGGGCAGACGCAGCCCUACCAAACAAAGGAUCCUCAAACUCUGCUUUCCCAACAGGGGGCCAAUCCCUCAAGCUUCCUCACCAGCCCUCUGCCCCCCAUUCCCCAGCUGCCUCCACCGCCCUUCCCUGGAAUACCAGCCCCACCUCAGGACUACCAGAGCUCGCCCGCGUCUGUCAUUGUGCGAGGGGUGAUGGUGCCUGUGGAGCAACCCCCACCAAACCCUGAGAUGGAGGAUGACAGGGCGGGCGUCAGUGCAUUGGGCGGUCCAGUGAUUAUCAGUGAUCACCAGCACAAAUCUGCUUUCCACCCUGAGGGCCAACCCUAUCACCCAGAUGACCUUCAUCGCCAUGCCGAUGACCCCCGUCAUCACCCUGACAAUUUCCCUUGUCACACUGACGACCUCCGCCGCCACCCCAACGAUCUACGCCGUCAGCCUGACGACCUGCAUCACCUUGACAACUUCCGUCAGCACCCCCACGACCUCCAUCGUCACCCAGACGAUUUCCACCAUCUACCUGUAGACGAUCCUCAUUAUCCUUAUAGAGUCAGAGAGCGCCUCACUCCCCCCCUCUCUCCCUCAGAAGACCCUUACUACUAUAACUCCCCUCCAUAUGGUCACAGACCCCCCCUUCACCCUCACAUGGACCUGCACCACCCUGACCACAUGCCCCUGCCUCCCGAUCCUCCACACCGUCCUCUCCACCCAGUUCACCAGCCACACCUGAGAGGCCUCCCGUGGGGUCCCCCACGCCCAACCCUCUGUGGGCCCAUGCUCAGGGGGAAACGGCCAGGGCCUCCUUUCGGGGGACACCCCAGAGGGGGACCAGGUGGUCCGUUCUUUCCUCCCAAAAGACCACACCUACCUCCGCGCUUCUGACUUGUCAACUGACUGGGGUGACAUCAAAUUACAGUGCUUAGGCUACCGGAAUGUCAUUGUGGCAGGGGGAGCGACACAUCGAGGAUAGAAGAGGAGGAGAGAUGAGUUGGGAAGAGGCAGAAGAAUUGAGGUGUACUUUUCUCUGCUCCCCUUCUUGGUUUAAGAGUUCUGAGAGGAAGAGGGGAAUAGAUGAGUACAAUUGGAGGAGGAGUAAAUUGGGAGGAUCUAAAGGAAUCGAGGAGAGGAUGAGUGAAGACGUGGAUCUGGAGAAAGAGGGAAUGGAGAGGUCGGCCUGAACAACGGAGACACAGCGGAAUAGAAGAAAAUAAGAGGUGGAUAUAUAAUUCAGUUUGAUUUUUGUUCUCAUAUUUGUUCAAAUAUAAAACGUUAAGUCUUUUAUUCAUCUCCCCCCCUGAAUUAGUGCUAAGCGUGCAAUAUGCUUGUGUGCAUGCGUUAGCGUGAGUGAGCUAAAUCCAAGACUACUACUGUUCAUUAUUUAAACUGCAUUUUAAGACGUUAUUCUUUUGCAAAGUAGGCCUAAGCGUCAGGGAUGGGUCGUUUCUCUUGUAAUUUUUCAAUGAAAAGUAGAGCCCCGUUUUCCCAUUGAAAAGACCUAGCCAUGAUCCCGUCAAUCAGGAUAAUCUCUACUACGUGGUCUCUUUUUGUUUACGCUACAUUUUAUGUACGUAGACGCAAAGAGAAUCUGAACUUAAUAUUACGUUAUUUCCUUCUAUAUUAUCCGUUUGUGUAGCUGGGGGGAAACUGAUGAUAAAUUCCAUAAAUGUUAUGAUUUUGAAUGUUAUAUUUGUUAAGCAACACUUUGUUCAGUGCGAAAGAUUGAACCUUUUACUGGCUGUGUCAUCAUUUUCUCAGAGAAAGAUGACACCAGCACAGAGGUAAUAUUAGAAUAAAACAAGGCUUAGGGGUGGGAGGGGGAUGGUAUUUUUCUUUGCCCCUAAACAACAAAGAAGAAAAGAAGUUCAUUUUCGAAUUGGAUCAAGAAACGUUCUGGCUUCAGCUACCUUUUACUUGUACUGACUUUAAUAAAAACCUGAUUUUGAAAACCGCAA
Molecule: messenger RNA, 4672 nt
Organism: Oncorhynchus nerka (sockeye salmon)
Lineage: Eukaryota; Metazoa; Chordata; Actinopteri; Salmoniformes; Salmonidae
Product: regulation of nuclear pre-mRNA domain-containing protein 2-like
Exons: 10
Coding region: 180-3602 (1140 amino acids)
Biological process (GO): mRNA 3'-end processing
Molecular function (GO): RNA polymerase II complex binding
Source: RefSeq, a predicted model, not a curated record